UGAAUUGUUGGAGAAACCCAAGAAGAUAUCGGAUAUUUGUUUGGUAAAUGAUCAUUAUAUUUUGGUAAAAAUGCCCCAGCAGGACAACACUUCAACGAAUAAUAAUUUAGCUGAAGCAGCAGCACGUCGUAAGGAGUUUAGAGCCUUAAAGGAGCACCACAAUGAACACAUUUUAAAACAAUGUGAAACAGACAAUAAGAAAUUGUGUCGUUAUUUAAGACGCAAUCGGAAUUGUGUAACACGAAUUGCUCCCAUUCAUGAAGAACCAGAGGACUUGAGCGAUAGCGAAAAUAAACCGGUAAAAACACAUUCCAAAUUAUAUUGUCUGAAAAUGCAAUCCUGUUGGCAAAACAAUAAUGAGCCGGAACCAGAAACUUAUCAGACGGAAACCAAAAUUAUUAAAACCCUUCCAAAUUCCUCCCCAGUAACAGCCUGUAAUCGGCAGGAAGGUAUAUCUAAACCUCCGCCUAUAUGCCAUGAAACUCAACAUCCCCAGAAUAUACAAACCAUAUCAGAAUCUGUAUUAAAGUCUUCCCUACAACAUCAGGUCACCAUACAAAGUUAUGGUUCCCUUAAAGAUACUGAGAAAAGCAAUAAAUUGGAAAUAAUUAAUAGUCCACGUCGCAGAAAAUGUCCACGUUUUGAAAGUUUUUAUUGGCUACUGCGUCCCUUUCAUGGUAAAUAUCGCAAAUCUAAACCGAAAAUUCAAGCUGUUGUAUAUAAAACAUAUUUUGUUAAAUGGACCAAACCACCCGAUACUCUAAAUCAUGGUUAUGGCGUGAAAUCGCCCAAGUCCUCGGAUAGCGAAGUGUCUGUUCUAAGACGCUGUCGUUCAGCUUUAUUUUGAAAUCAUAAGUUAACAACUAAUAGAUAUAUAUUUUAUAUA
Molecule: messenger RNA, 886 nt
Organism: Lucilia sericata (common green bottle fly)
Lineage: Eukaryota; Metazoa; Arthropoda; Insecta; Diptera; Calliphoridae
Exons: 1
Coding region: 71-847 (258 amino acids)
Source: RefSeq, a predicted model, not a curated record